Messenger RNA from Hemibagrus wyckioides, 1018 nucleotides. RefSeq names its product zinc finger protein 511 (gene znf511). The record is from RefSeq and is a predicted model, not a curated record. NCBI's taxonomy places the organism in Eukaryota, Metazoa, Chordata, Actinopteri, Siluriformes, Bagridae. The coding region runs from base 65 to 916 and encodes 283 amino acids. The transcript has 6 exons.
UUUAAGGAAGUACACGUGAGAAACGCGUGUGUGUUGAUAGUCAGCAAUAGGCCCUGUAUGAACUAUGCUGCAGUCUAGUAAUUUGGUACAGCUUUUGGUUGGACGUGAUGCACAGAGAAUCGAUAUUCAUUCAGUACCAGUGGUCGAAAAUUCUAGCAAUUUAUGUUUUCAAGCCAGAAGAGGCGAUGGACUAAAGGAAAACAGCUCACCGUUUCACUUUACACCCCAGAGAAUCCGCUUAGACAAAGAUGAUGAGAUAUUUGUGGAUGGAGAUGUGCACCGACACUUGUAUUUGCAGGAUCUUGUGACCCCUCUCACAGAUGAAUCUCCAGCGUUAAACAUUUCAGAGUUCCAGUGUCACAUUGCUGGCUGUAAGCAGCUCUUUGACACUGUUGAGGGAUAUGAGCACCACUACAAUUCACUUCAUCGUCAUGUGUGCUCCAGCUGCAAGCGCUCCUUUCCAUCCAACCGUCUGCUGGAUAUACACAUAUUAGAGUGGCACGACUCUCUCUUUCAGGUUAUGGCAGAGAGAGAGUGUAUGUAUCAGUGUUUGGUUGAGGGAUGUGGACUGAAAUUCCAAACCAGCAGAGAAAGGAAAGAGCAUUUGAUCACAACUCACAGCUAUCCAUCAGACUUCAGAUUUGACAAACCAAAGAAAAUCAAAAGAGGAACAAAAGAGGAGCAGAUUCCUCAGCAGGAGGAAAUGUGUUUGACAGGGCCUGGUAAUGUAGUUAGCCAACAUGGAGAAUUAGAGAAUUGUGAGUUGAUGGAUUUUUCUCUCACCAAAGAGUCCGAAACCCACGAGCCUGUCCUUCCUGAGCGACAAAAACCACAUUAUUCAUAUAGGGUGCCACCAACUAUUUGUUUUGGCCAUGGCUCAGUCAGAGGCUUCAGAGGUGGGAGGAAAAAGAAGUAGAGAAAAUGUCUUACAUACUGUAUCGUUUAUAUGAUCUUAUUUCCUACAUCCAGAGCAAUAUUCGAGAACUAUUUUUUCAAUAAAAAAUGAAGCAAAAACAAA